This is a messenger RNA of Nannochloropsis gaditana CCMP526, 1599 nucleotides long. RefSeq names its product ankyrin repeat protein. The transcript has a single exon. The annotation marks the transcript as partial. Gene Ontology annotation, molecular function: protein binding. Gene Ontology annotation, biological process: protein localization to ciliary inversin compartment. The record is from RefSeq and is a predicted model, not a curated record. Gene Ontology annotation, cellular component: ciliary inversin compartment.
AGGGGAAAAAAUCCACCAUGAGCAAGAGUGAAAGAAAGGCCGCUCGGAUCCAUCGUGCAGUGGCGGAAGGAGACGAUUGUGUGGUAAUUGAUCUGACAAAACCCUGUUGCUUCAAGCUUGCUUCCAUUGUGGAAGCGCGUGACCCCAUUACGGAUGGGACACCCCUUUUGACGGCCGCCGAGAGGGGGGACGUGGGCAUUGGCAAGAUCCUUCUCUCCAGAGGCGCCGAUGUGCACGCUGUCGACAGUGACAUGCGCACUGCCAUGCACGUGGCGUCCCUCCACAACCAUGUCCCGUUCUUGGACCUACUCCUGGACCAUGGGGCGAACGUGGAUGCCCCCAACCGGGAGGGGAUGACGCCUCUGUUCCUUGCCAUCCAUUUGUACGGAUCCCGAGAUGAUGUUCAGGGUAAGGGCGUGAAGGCGAUUCGUUUCCUCCUGAGCCAGGGGACCAACAUCAAGAUUUGCUCAGGGCCGGAGGAACACACCCCCUUCUUGCGGGCGGUGGCGCUUGGGCACCAGGACAUCGUGUCGCUGUUUUUGACCUGUGGGAGGUCGGGGCGGGAGGAAGGGAAGGAGGAAGGGGUGGUGGGCGUGGACCAGGACCGAGACGCGCACGGUCGGACUGGAUUUAUGCUGGCCAUCGCCCAGGGUUCCUUGGAAAUGGCCGCUUUGCUCCUGCAGCACGGGGCGGACAUGGAGGCGAAGGACAAGGCGGGGAUGACGGCCUUGGCAUGGGCCGUGGGUCGUCCGGAGAAGUUGACGCUGAAGUUUCUGCUCGACCGCGGCGCCAAUGUUCGGAUCCAGGACACGGACUCAGGGGCCACGCCCUUGAUGCUGGCUGCCCAGAAUGGGGACGUGGGGCUGGUCCAGCUGCUCGUGGAAGGGGAGGCGGACUUGGAAUCGAAGGACGGUCGGGGUUACACUGCCUUGAUGCACGCGGCCGCCAAGGGGCAUUCCCGUGUCGUCAGCUACCUGAUGGAUCAGACCGCCCUCCAGGACUCGCAAAAAGACCCCACCUCCGCGCCCGCACGCCGGAACCGGGGCAGGGGCUCGGAUCCGGCCUCGGCCCGCGCCUCCGACCCUCCGUCGCAAUAUGCCUCCCCGGAAGAUGUGGCGGCCACAGAGGAGAUCAAAUCCUUGGUCCGUCGCGCCAAAAAUUGCGGGGCGCCGAUCUUGCCCAGCGCCCCCACAGUCCGGAAGGAGAAGCUCGAUCCUUUGCACCCCUCCAUUCUCCUGGCCUUCGAGCCCCCACGUCCUACGGCUGCCUGCCCCAAGCUCGGCGUCUUGAAGUACACCGCCGAGUGCUUUGCCUGGGAGGAGGCCAAAGGGGAGGAGGGGGAGGCAGGGGGGGAGGCAACAAGAAGGGAGGCGGAGGAUAGGGAAGGCCCGGUGGCGGUGGUGGAGGGCGUGGGGCAGGGUCAGUCUCCCUUCGUCUUCCGUGGUCUCGAGAGGGGCCGCUGGUAUCUCUUCAAAGUCCACGCUCAGUCCGAGGGAGGACGAGGGUUGUCGAGCCGCACCGAUCCGAUCUUCUUGGCCACCACGCCCCUCGGGGCCCCGGAGAUGAAGGAGGCGGUGGUGGAGGCGGUGGUGGAGGAAG